Hypomesus transpacificus is the source of this 5592-nucleotide messenger RNA. It is a transcript of the gene pik3r2, whose product is annotated as phosphoinositide-3-kinase, regulatory subunit 2 (beta). Gene Ontology annotation, biological process: insulin receptor signaling pathway; phosphatidylinositol phosphate biosynthetic process. The record is from RefSeq and is a predicted model, not a curated record. Gene Ontology annotation, molecular function: 1-phosphatidylinositol-3-kinase regulator activity; protein binding. The transcript is spliced from 17 exons. Gene Ontology annotation, cellular component: phosphatidylinositol 3-kinase complex. NCBI's taxonomy places the organism in Eukaryota, Metazoa, Chordata, Actinopteri, Osmeriformes, Osmeridae. The coding region runs from base 1080 to 3290 and encodes 736 amino acids.
UGGUUUAGUUUGGCGAUAAACCCUGUUUUAGAGAGGUGGAGGAAGGCAGCGAACUACAGACCAACAGGAAACUACGCCAAGUUUGUGUAAAAAAGACUUGAUUACAAAUACCUACAUUCCUCAGCAACGCUGGUGAUUCCUGUGCACAUGGGACCAGAUUGGCCAAUAGGAUUCCAGGAGACCACUAAACCCCAUCUUUCUCUAUAGCAACAGUGACCUCCUUAAUUUAUUUAUUUAUGACAGGGGAUUUUUCCUCGUCUGGGACUUUCCCCUCAGUAAGGUUUGUGUAAAGUGUGGAGAAUUGAUGACAAGCCAUUCUUUCAUGACAGGAUCUGUAUUUUGGAUUCAAAUACAUUUUUGCAAGUCUUCAUGUAUUUGUUUUUAGAUAUUCAGUAUGUUUAAGAUACAUUUGUUAAAACUUGCUUUGAAGGAGGGACACAUGCUUUUCAGUUGGAAACUACGCGCACGGUGGAAUCAUCCAGAAGGUUGUGUUUUUAAGAUGAGGAUGACCAUGAGGAGAGGACCUUUUUAAAUGGAGGGUUGAAGGGGUGUGGGCUAAAGGAUGGCGUGAGCUUUAAGGCCUGUGGUUGGGUAUAUCAGUACCACGUGUCACAUCCUGGCACCUUUUUGCUGUUUGUGGAGGCGGUUGAAUUGCAGGCUUGCUGUGCAGUGCCAGGACAGUUUCCUGUUUGGUCAGAGAUGGAUCUUGCCACAAGUUUACUUUAAGGAUUUUGUGUGGCGACAAGGUGGUGACAGUCACUGAAAGGAAACUGCAAACAACCAAGCCAGGGCUGGAAUCAGAAUUCUGAACAGUUCUUUUGAAGAGAAUGUUUCCAAUGUUGUCUCUCUGCUCAAUAGUCUGGCUAAAUCGGGGAUCUAAAUUGAGGAAAGUGCUUUGCUUCUCAAACACAGGCCAGCUCUGACUUCAAAAAAAACUUUUGCCAUUCAGGCCAACCAUGCCUCCUAGCUGAUAUUGCCCAAGUGUGUUCCACCAUCUUCACAAAAGCACUCUUGAUACUCCGCGUCGUUCAUCAACUCUUGUCAGUGAGUCAUCGGUCAACAUCUCCAGUCUGCACAACAUGGCAGCUGAGGGCUUCCAAUUCCGAUCGCUUUAUCCUUACAACAAAGAUCGGGAGGAGGACAUUGACCUCCAACCCGGGGACAUACUGACUGUCGCUGAAGCGUCCUUGGCCUCCCUGGGUCUGAAGGAUGGGGACCAUGAGCACCCGGAGCGUCUGGGCUGGAUGGUGGGGGUCAACAAGCGCACCCAACAGAUGGGAGACUUCCCAGGCACCUACGUUCAAUAUGUGGGACCUGUGACCAUGUCCCCGUCACCCAGUCAGCCUCGGCAACAGAGACCCCUCCCUGUGACACCCAGGCCCCAGCCUGUCCCAGCACAGCAAGGAACUUCAGGUUGUGAACAAAACCUCAGGUGCCCGACAGAAAAUACACCCCCUGCUAUGGGAAGGUUGGUAGAGGCCAUUGACAGGAAAGGUUUGGAGAGUGCGACACUAUGCAGCAUGUCUGGCUCCUUGGCUGCAGGCAGUCACAGGCCUGACCUGAACACUGAGCUGUGGGAGCCUGAGAUGGGCCAGUUUGAAGGCCAGGCACUCUUCCAGGCCCUGGUGGGCUUCCUGCAGAACCUGCCCUCCCCUCUCCUACCGGAGUCUGUGUGUGACAUCCUGAAGACCAUCAUCCUGGAGGAAAAAGAGCUGUCUGUAGAGGAGACGGACAAGCGCUUGGUGAAGGCCCUGGGGCCGCCUGCAGUUCCUCCCCAGAACAGUGUCACGCUGCAGUACCUCCUGAGACACCUGGAGAGGGUGGCCCAGAGCUCGGCUCACAGCGGCCUGGACCGCCAUGCUCUGGGGCUCCUCUUCGGCCCCCUGCUCCUGCCCCACCAGCCUCCCUCAGGGUCAGAGAAGGAUGGUCAGAUAUUUGCUCAGGUUUUGGAGAGACUGCUGUUAGUAAGGAGCUGGGAGCCGGAAGAACAGAAGCCUCCAGCGCUUCCGCCCAAACCCUCAAAGAGCAGAGCUGUUGCACUUUCGACCGCCAAUGACGACGGGGGGAAGCUAGCUAAUGAGGAAGUGGGGUUGUUAGGUGACGCAGAAUGGUACUGGGGGGACAUCUCCAGAGAGGAAGUGAAUGAAAAGAUGCGUGACUCUCCCGACGGCACGUUCCUGGUCCGAGAUGCUUCCAGCAAGGUGCAAAGAGAAUACACUCUCACUCUGAGGAAAGGAGGUAACAAUAAGCUGAUCAAGAUCUUCCACCGAGGGGGCCAGUACGGCUUCUCUGAGCCCCUGGACUUCAGCUCAGUGGUGGAGCUAAUCCAACACUACCACCACGAGUCCCUGGCCCAGUACAACCCCAAACUAGACACACGGCUCCUCUACCCCAUAUCCAAAUACCAGCAGGACCAGGUUGUGAAAGAGGACAGCGUCGACGCAGUAGGUGAACAGUUGAAGAUCUACCAUGACCAGUACCAGGAGAAGAGUAGAGAAUACGAUGCCCUCUACAAGGAAUACACUCAUACUUCCCAGGAGCUGCAGAUGAAGCGGACAGCUAUCGAGGCCUUCAACGAGACCAUCAAGAUCUUUGAAGAGCAAUGCCAGACCCAGGAGCAUUAUAGCCAGGUGUACAUCGACAAGUUCCAUAGAGAAGGCAACGACAAAGAGGUUGAGAGAAUCCAAAGUAACGCAGAAAAGUUGAAGUCACGUGUGGAUGAGAUCCACGACAGUAAGAGAAGGCUCGAGCAGGAUCUGAAGAGACAGGCUUCGGACAACAGGGAGAUCGACAAGAAGAUGAACAGCCUCAAACCUGACCUCAUGCAGCUCAGGAAGAUCCGAGACCAGUACCUGGUAUGGCUCACCCAGAAGGGCACCAGGCAGAAGCAGAUUAACGAGUGGCUGGGGAUCAGAAGUGAAGUGGAAGACCCGUAUUCCCUGGCCGAUGAAGAGGAGGUUGCCCACCAGGACGAGUGCACCUGGUACGUGGGCGACAUAAAGCGCGGCCAGGCGGAGGAUCUGCUUAGGGGCCGGUGUGACGGCACCUUCCUCAUCCGAGGCAGCCAGACGCAGAAGGGAUCGUUCGCCUGCUCUGUGGUAGUGGACGGGGACAUCAAGCACUGUGUGAUUUUCAAGACCUCAAAAGGCUAUGGCUUCGCUGAGCCCUACAACUUGUACUCCUCGCUGAGAGACCUGGUCCUGCACUACAGACACACCUCCCUGGUCCAGCACAACGACCAGCUGAACGUGAACCUGGCCUGGCCAGUCCUCAGCCAGCAACCCAGAUGAAUCUGAAUUGGCGUGAAGCCAUGGCGACAGGCGACUGCGAGGCAACCACACUUGCUGGAACCGGAACUGCAACACUUUUGCUGGGUCAUAGGAGGAUCUCAAGAUACAACCUGCUAGUGUGUGAUUUCAACCUUGGGUUGACUGGAUGAGCGGGUUGGUACCCUUUUGACUGUACGUGGUUCAGUUUUCCCUCAUGUUGCCAUAACUGUACAGUGUUGGAACCCAAGUAUAGUAACUGAUGUAGACAUAAAUAACUAAAUAACACCCCUUAUAUGAGCCACAACUAUAAGAUCAGGGAUCUUGAUCAUUUUAUUUAAGUUGGUAAACUUUGAAUGUUCUGGGCAUGGCCAUUUUCUUUGUAGGUUAACACAAGUGCCUUUUAAUCCUAUCCAGUCACUUCAAUUGUCUUUUCCCCCUCCCUAAUGCACCAGAGAUCAACGAGCCAGCUUUCUGAAUCAGAAUCAGAAUUCAGAUUCAGAUUCAGAAAGCUGGUUCGUUCAGCACCUCGAGUCCUCUCCUCUAUAACACAGGGCUGCGGGAGAACUUUAUAGGAGUGGUACAGUAGCACAGACCCGCAGCACUGUGUGCACAAUUUGGAUGGAGGGGGUCCUGUUGUCCCUUAGAUUGCCUUAGUGUGUGUUUGAAUGAUUGAUAGAUCACGUUCCCCAUAACAAAUGUAUUCUUCUACAUUUUGUAGCUGUGUGGAUCGUGAGGUAAGAUGGUGUAGCCCAAGGCAGGAAUGUUAUUGGAUAAGCCUGCUAUACACACAGUGUAGUUUAUUACACCAUUUUGUCUCUGGGUUAUGUGUGUGUGUGUUGGUUAAUGGGUGCAUGAUACUAUAAGUAUACUUGAAAUCAACACUUGACAAACUGUGUAGUCAUGAACAUGGAGCAGUUUAUGAAGAUGAUGAUCCUAUACAGAGCUUUUUUCAAGGCAGUGAAGAAAUUCGUGCUGAAAUCAAUAUUUCUUCGGUGUUUUCGAGUAGCUAGAAAUGCAUUGUCGAAUACUGAGGAGAACAUGUUUCAAUAUAAAAAUAACAUUUUCUCGUCAAACCAAUAGCACAUGCACAGAAUGUAUCUCCCUUCAUUGGAAGAUACUAUAUGCUAUUUUCAUGUGAAGCUUUUUGGUGCAGGAAAUUGAGAUUUUGUUACAUUGAUGCAGAUGUCAGUAUAAAGCGUUUUGGCAGUGAUGUAUUUUCCUAACACGCAUGGUUUGAUGAAAUUUUGCUCAAAUUCAAAACUUAAAAUGUGGGAAUAUUAUGCAUCCUGUUAGGUAGCAAAAGUGUCUACUUCGAUUGACACUAUAAUACUAGUUACUGUGUUGAGGCUACUCCAGAUUUGACUAGACUUCAGAUUUGAAUAGUCUGACUAUACGCCUUGAUACAGUGUAUAUGAAAGUACUGUAAAAAAGAAAGGCACAUCUACUGUACAUGCAGUGUAAGACAGUGACCAAAGUUUAGACAGUCUUAGACCAGAAAGCAGAGUAGAUGAAAAUUGUGACGUUUUCAAAUAUUUUAUGGUCUUUCUGUGGCUUGGACCUAUAUCUGAGAUUUAAAAAAAAUCUGAUAAUCUGUAUGAUUAUGCUGUGGAUUUUUUUUUCUGUUUUAGAGUGUGUGUGAGUGGUUAAUAGUGACAUUUUAUAGGUUCCUGUAUUCACAGAAAUAAGCUAGUGACUGUAUGACAGUGCGGUGCUAGAUUUGGCAUGAAACACAUCUAUGAUCAGACCUGCCACAGUAACACAACAAAUGAUGAUGAUGAUAAUAAGAGAUGGCAGAGAUCCUGUAUGAAAUUUGCUUUUAUAAAAGGCUGUUUUAACUUCUAUGUUCAUAUUUUGUUGUCUGUUUAUAACUCAAAUACCUUGAAUACAUUUUUUCCCUUGCGUUUAGAUUUGGUCUCUAAAUAACCAAAUCAAAAAACAACUGUUUGAUUACUUCAGUAAAAGUUAUGUGAAAUGAAACUUGUAUUGUUUCAUUAAGAUUUUUUCUUUUUACUUGUUUGUAGGACUACUGUGUUUAGUUAGCUUUCUUGUUUGUGCAAACAAAAAUACACAACUAGCAAAUACAGCCAUCUACAUUAUACAGUAAAAGUAAACAUUUUGCAGAAACUUGUUUGAACUGCAAAUAAGUCAAGAUUCCCUUAAAAGUCUUUGAGAAACUAUUUUUCUGCUAGGUUUUGACAUGCCCCUGGCUGGCUAGUACAACAGUCCACAUAUGUUGGUAUGAAGUUCUUUGACUGAUCUCUGCUGGAGAAGAGAUGUAAAUGUUGAUUUCAUUUUGCACAAGAAUAAAUGUCAUAACAGUUUG